ACCAACCAAGCCUGUACCCUGUAUAAAGCAUCGCCAGCUUCACUCCCCAUUUCCUUCCAUCAGUUCCAGGAGCCGCCACUUCUUCUCCUUCUUCUUCUUCUUCUUUCUCCAUCACCGCCGGGAGGAUUCGCUUCGCUGUCGGAUCGCUUGUCGAGGGCGGCGGGAUGGGGGAGGCUGCGACGCCGGCGAUCGCCAAGGAUGUCACCGAGCUGAUCGGGAACACGCCAUUGGUGUACCUCAACAAGGUGACCGAUGGCUGCGUGGGGCGCGUCGCCGCCAAGCUCGAGUCCAUGGAGCCCUGCUCCAGCGUCAAGGACAGGAUUGCAUUCAGUAUGAUAACUGAUGCCGAGAACAGCGGGUUCAUCGUUCCAGGCAAGAGUGUGCUGAUUGAACCAACCAGUGGCAACACAGGCAUUGGACUGGCUUUCAUGGCUGCUGCAAAGGGUUACAGACUUGUACUGAUUAUGCCUGCCUCGAUGAGUAUGGAGAGGAGAAUCAUAUUGAAGGCUUUUGGCGCUGAACUGAUCCUGACUGACCCACUCUUGGGAAUGAAAGGAGCUAUUCAGAAGGCAGAAGAGCUAGCAGCAAAGACACCCAACUCAUACAUCCUUCAACAAUUUGAGAAUCCUGCCAACCCAAAGAUUCACUACGAGACAACUGGGCCUGAAAUCUGGAGAAGUACCGGAGGGAAGAUUGAUGGCCUUAUUUCUGGUAUUGGAACAGGUGGUACCAUUACCGGAACUGGACGAUACCUCAGAGAACAAAAUCCUAAUAUCAAGCUUUAUGGUGUGGAGCCAGUAGAGAGUGCUGUCUUAAAUGGUAAAAAGCCAGGGCCACACAAGAUCCAAGGAAUUGGAGCUGGUUUUAUCCCUGGUGUCUUGGAUGUUGACCUCAUUGAUGAAACCGUUGAAGUUUCAAGUGAUGAAUCUAUUGAGAUGGCAAAGGCCCUUGCUCUGAAAGAAGGGUUGCUGGUUGGAAUAUCUUCUGGUGCCGCUGCAGCUGCAGCAAUUAAGAUUGCUCAGAGGCCUGAAAAUGAAGGAAAACUUUUUGUUGUUGUAUUCCCAAGCUUUGGAGAGCGCUAUCUUUCGUCGGUGCUCUUCCAGUCCAUCAAGAAGGAAGCUGAGAGCAUGGUGGUCGAGUGAUUCCAGGUCCUAAAGCACAAAAAUCCGACAACUAUUUUCUGAAAAGUCUCUCCAUUCCUAGGGAGUUCUCAGAAAUAAAGCUUUGGUGUCUCUGCUAAUGUUGGCUUGUCAUACAUCGUGUCAGGUUUAAUUCCACUUUUGUAGCAAUGGAGCAUACUUUGUGUUGGCCUUGUGGUGUUUAGCAGCAAUCUGCAUUUUCUCUCCCUGUAUACUUAACUCAUCUAUGAUCUUUCUCAGCCAGUGUGAAAUAAAGCAUUAUGGUGCCAUACAUGUGA
Brachypodium distachyon (stiff brome) is the source of this 1417-nucleotide messenger RNA. RefSeq names its product cysteine synthase. The transcript has 11 exons. Gene Ontology annotation, molecular function: cysteine synthase activity. The record is from RefSeq and is a predicted model, not a curated record. Gene Ontology annotation, cellular component: cytoplasm. Bases 165 to 1142 code for a protein of 325 amino acids. Lineage: Eukaryota; Viridiplantae; Streptophyta; Magnoliopsida; Poales; Poaceae.